AUGUUGCUCACAUUGUCUAAUCCAGUCAAAUCGGACUUUGAGUUCAAACCUCAUGCCUACUCACCAGCCCUUUCAUCUUCUACGGUUGCUCGCUACUCACCCAAGCUCGAAAGUCGGCCUUCUCUCGCUCAAACAGCCGUCUCGUCCUACAGGAUGGGUACACCACAUCGAGGCCUCCCUCCACCCUCGGCGAUGACGCUGCCUGAACCGGGACGAGGGCCUCCAUUAUCUUCAGGUUUAGGCCAAUUACCUCCGGCACCUUCGCAAUGGCAGGGCGCAGAAGAUGGAAUGAAAAACUGGCUGGCGGCAAAGGCUGAAGAGGAACGACGCAAGCAAGAAGAGGAGAGAACGAGGCAGGAGUCUUUGAGGCUUGAGCAGCGCAAAGUUGAACAGGCCAUGUUGCGAGAAUCAAUGCAAGGCGGCAUACCACCACAUCUCGUCCCCAUCAUUUUUGCUGGUAUUGGAGGUGGAAAUCUCGCAAACAUGAGCGCCGAGUGGAUCCAACAGUACACGGCUCAAGUCCAAGCUGCACAGCAACAGACUCAGAUCCAAGCGCAAACGCAGCAUUCACCGGAUCUGAGGAGAGAUCCCCGGACAGUCAGUCAACAACAAGCAGCCAUCUACGCCGGGCAAUCUCAAACGCCGCAAACGAUACUUGCCCCGACUGCAGUUCUAUCCGGGCAGCCCUUGUCUGCACAAUCUCAACACACCUCACCAGGAUAUAGCGAUUCUAGAGCCUCGCAAUCGACAAGCUUCGGGGGCCAACCCACAUCUGUGCUUCGACAUCCUCCUCAGUCGCAACUCCCUCGAUUGACGACAAACGAGAUGAAUAUUCAGCAACCACCAGCUGCACCGUCAGGGGUCCAACAGUUGCAACAAACCCAGAAUGCUCAACAAGAGCAGUCAUCACCAUCGAUAUACUUUCAUCAUUGGGUACCACCAACGGCGUCAUCACAGCAGGAAAAGAGUGGGAGCGGCCAUCCUCCAACGCCAUCAGGUAAAUACAAAACUUCGCCUACCUACCAGUCCCGUCAACGUGCGACAUCUCACGCGUCUGACUUAGAGUACGCCAGCUCCCCCAAAAAGCGGAAGGCCCAAGGCCCACACCAACCGGCUCCACCGCCCACCUCUGCGGCACAGUACACAUCACCAUCCUUCUCGCACAUAUCGUCGUCAUCGGCAUCGACGCCAGGACGACGGGGACAUGCAAGAGGUCGUUCGGACGCAUCUCAACGAGGACCAGAGAGUGCUGGCGGUUCUCUAAGUCGUCGCAGCACGGUUUCUGGACUUGUGCAUGAGACGCUGCCGCGGCAAGAAAAGCAUGCCGAAGAAUCAAGAGCACCUGAGGGCAAGGCGCGGGCCGACGUGGAUCAAACAUAUGCAACCUCACCUCGUGGGCUUGAUGAGCGAAGCCAAGGACUACAAAACUACGCGCCGACAUCAACAGGUAAACCUGAAACAUCAGGAUACGGGUCACAUCAGCAUUGGGAUCGAGGCCAAAUGUCAUCUCCCAAACGGGAAGUUGGGGACCGUUAA
This is a messenger RNA of Plenodomus lingam JN3, 1536 nucleotides long. RefSeq lists its product as uncharacterized. Lineage: Eukaryota; Fungi; Ascomycota; Dothideomycetes; Pleosporales; Leptosphaeriaceae. The record is from RefSeq and is a predicted model, not a curated record.